AUGGACGAUGAGGACACGAUGGAGUACGAGGAUUUCCGCCGCCCAUUCCAUUUCUUCGUCACAGGCCGCUUCAUCGCCAUCCAUUACAAUGGCGCCGACUUCGAGCUUCACCGCGACCGUCACAGUAACGGAACUUUAUUCUAUCUGUCUGAUGACGAGGAACAGAUAAUCUUUAAUCGCACCUACGUCGGCAGGCUCACCAGUCUCCCGGACUAUCCAGAAAAAGCGUUCCACAUACACCGCGAACAGCAGUACCUUUCCACACAGGGAACAUGGACAGACAGCAUUGAUAAUGCACUGAUAGUGCAGAUUGACCCGGAGCCAGACUGGAGCGGUACCCCUCCAACCGUCUCACCGCUCGCUAACCCGGUCAUUAGCGCCGACCACCCUAUCUCUGGCGAUGGAAUUGAUCUCUACCAGCCGGACCAAUAUUUCCAUAUGUAUCCCGUCGGGAACAUCUGGAUGGGCAAUGCUGAACACUCGCCCGAGGACAUGCUCUUCUUCGGCGGCCAUCCCUAUAACUAUGGAUCACCUUUCAAGAUCUCCGUGCAUGAAGGGAAAACACGCAUCGUCUCCGGCGACGGCAUGUUUCUGACUGUUAUGAGGCCUGCCCAGAAAUCAGAGUAUAUGCGGGAAGAAUGUCGACAGCAUACUGCGACCACUCGGUGCUCGCGCUGUGAGGGGGGCUACGCGAUUGGCUUUACCUCUGAGCCGCGCGAUAACCUCACUCUUGUUCCGCGCGGACUGCCUAGUAUGUUUGUUUUCUAUGAUGGUGUGUUCUAUUAUCAGUUCCAGGCUCUCACGGCUAGCUAUGCCGCGCUGAACCGAGUGGAGUGCAUUGAGGAUGCGUCGCUCUUCCAGUUUGUUAGUUGUCGGUCUUGA
This is a messenger RNA of Penicillium verhagenii, 882 nucleotides long. RefSeq lists its product as uncharacterized. The transcript has a single exon. NCBI's taxonomy places the organism in Eukaryota, Fungi, Ascomycota, Eurotiomycetes, Eurotiales, Aspergillaceae. Bases 1 to 882 code for a protein of 293 amino acids. The record is from RefSeq and is a predicted model, not a curated record.